This is a messenger RNA of Arxiozyma heterogenica, 1989 nucleotides long. RefSeq names its product putative dolichyl-phosphate-mannose--protein mannosyltransferase (gene PMT7). Gene Ontology annotation, biological process: protein O-linked glycosylation via mannose. Gene Ontology annotation, cellular component: membrane; endoplasmic reticulum. The coding region runs from base 1 to 1989 and encodes 662 amino acids. Gene Ontology annotation, molecular function: dolichyl-phosphate-mannose-protein mannosyltransferase activity. The transcript has a single exon. Lineage: Eukaryota; Fungi; Ascomycota; Saccharomycetes; Saccharomycetales; Saccharomycetaceae. The record is from RefSeq and is a predicted model, not a curated record.
AUGAGUGAAAAAACUCAGCAAAUUUUCGCAGAAAAGGGCCCCUAUAGGAAUUAUUUACCUUCAAAUAUAUAUGCUAAGUCUAAUGUUGGGAGAUUAAAUCUCCUAGACCCUUUAAUUGGAGUUACAAUUUCUAUUGGCUACUUCAUUUACAUGGUUGGGCAAAUUGAUUACAUAUUUAACAAUGAAGAAGUAGAAAUUUUAGAUUUAGUUCUGUUAAAUAAGCAAAAAAAAUUUUAUCUAGGAACUAAUCCCCCAUUUGUUGUGGAGCUAUUUAGUUUUCUUUUGAAUUAUUUCAAAAUGGUUCAAUUAAAACAUUGUAUGCUAAUAACAGCAUGUUUAUCAUUGUUAGUAAUAUACAUGAUUCUAAGAAGAAAUAAUGUCUCAGUGAUACUUUCAAUAAUCAGUGUAUGUACCAUUUGCUAUCUACCUCAUUUUAGAUCACAGUCCAUAAUUUUAUCCGUUAAUGUUGUGUAUUGGUUGUCCUUUCUUGGUACAAUCUACUUCUGGAGACUCUAUAGAAUUCAACGUGGCUCAACACUAAUGAAUUUAGCUCAUAUUGGCAUGUUCUUAGGAGUAGCCAUAUCCACAAAAGUAUUAGGUUUUGUCACAUGGCUUUGGAUUAUUUGCUGUUCCCUAUAUGACACUUGGAAUACUCUUAAUGACAUCAGCAUUAGUUUGUUUUCAAUUUUAAAGAAAAUUACUUUGAAAUUUGUAUUCAUUAUUCUAAUUCCUUUACAAAUAUUUUUAUUAAUAAAUUAUCACCAGAUUACUGACUUCAAAAUAGAUUCACCAGAAUAUUCCAGAUAUGUAUCUCCAUAUUUCCAAUCGUAUCUUCGUAACGGUACAUUGCAUACCAGUAAAGAUCACUAUCUUUAUUUUGGUGAUACUAUAACCUUAAGGCAUACAGCUUCCUUGGGAGGUUACUUGACUUCCUAUAAUAUUUCAUCAGAUGGGAGCGCUGAAAACGAUGAUAAUCAAAAUCUUGUCACAUUAUCACCUCAUGAAGAAAGUGAAUGGACUCAUUGGAUUGUCGAAAAUACAUCAACUGACUCUCCUUUUAAAAGAGUGCGUAAAUUUGAUAAUGUUAAGUUAAGACAUAAGAUUACUGGCAAAUUAUUAAGGGCAUCUGAUUCCUCUCCACCUGUCAGUGAACAAGAAUAUGACAAAUUAGUUUGUACUACUGGAGAUAUUGAUUACGAGGGUAAGGCUGAUGAGAAAUGGAUUCUUGAAACAGUGGAAUAUUCCAUCUCAAAAUAUGCUAAUGAAGAGAUAUUUAAUGUUACUAGUGAUAAAGUACAAUUAUCUAAUCAAGGCAGACAUUGCACUCUACUAGGACAUGAUAUCAGGUUACCAGAAUGGGGAUUUCAUGAUCAAGAAGUGUUAUGCUUAGAUCCUGCAAUGGACAAUUUGGCUGAAUUUCAAAUAAAAGUUAUUAAAUCCGAAUCCAAUUCUAUGGUAGACUACCAUAUUAAUUCAUUCAACAAAUUUAAGUUAAUUUUUGAGUGGCUAGUUAGACAAUACAGAUAUUCCUAUUCCAUCAAGAAUGCUGAUCCAAGGAAAAUUGUCAAUUCAAAUAUAAAGCCCUCAAUUGAAACGUGGCCAUUCGAUCCACAACAAAAUGAAAUUGUAGUUAAGAAUAUUUGGAUUCUUUCCUUUAUUGGUAUUAUGCUAUUUGGUUUAUUCACAACAUUCCGUAUUUUAACAUGGAAUCCAUGGAACCAACAACCUACAGAAAGAAAAAUUAUUUUGGUAGAUAACUUAUUAUUCCAAGAUAUUGGAUUUGAAUGUUGCUUGGGCUGGUUUUUACAUUUCUAUGUGUACACUAAAAGUCCAUCUCGUAAUACAUCAGCAAUUAUUAACUAUUUCCCAAGUUAUAUUUUAGGAUUUAUUGUCUUUAUUCAGACACUUAACACUAUUAAUAAGAGAUUUCCUUGGACUAAAAUGUUAAUUCCAUUAUAUGUUGCUGUGUUAUACAAAUUGGUCAACUAA